GAAGGCGCAGGCACCCUCCCCAGCUCGCUCGCUCUCCAGUCUCCGCCUCGUCCAGGGCUCCCGUGUGUGCGAGGCCGGGCUGCGGGCGGCGUGGGCGGGUCUCCGGGGCGGCCGUGGGGGGGGGGGGUCCCGCUGGCGCGGGCGGCUCGCUGCCGGGUCCCCCCGGGGAGGCGCGGAGCCCGCCAGACCAGCGGAUGAUGGCAGCUGCGCAGGACGACGCGGGCCCAUCACGUGGGUGAGCCCUCCCCGCCCCUCGCCGUACGGGACCUACGGGCCGCUGCCGCCGUCGCCCAGGGGACUUCGCCAGUGGCCCCGCCGUGCGCCACAGCUCGGAGGGUCCUGCAGCCGCCCAGAGCCUCGGCGACCCGUCCCCAGCACCCCGACGCCCACCCGCGCUGGGCUUCCGCUGCAGGAGGCGGCCCGGCCCGGCCCCCAGCCCGGUGGAGAUACAAUAGCAGAACACUAACAAAUUUGGAGAAUGGAGGGAAGAUGUGAUGUGUAUAACAAAGAAGAUUACAGAUGGUGUAAACUUCCACAUUUUAAAAUAUAGGAAAGGAAAAAGCAAGCCCAGUUACUCCUCCUUUGCAUCUGAGAAAAAAGCAGUUUCCUUCUUUCCUGUCUUUUAUCUCACUCCCAUGCAGGGUUUCCAACAAUCCCUUAUUACAAGGGACGUCCCUUAUUUUUUUUAAUCUCUGUGCAACAAGAUUGGAAGUUGGUGAGUGCUGCAAAAAGCAGCAAGAAAUUACUCCUGGCCAAUGUAGUCUUCCAUUCAGAAUGUGAACUUCGUCACUGUAAUUCAGUGUCUUCUGUGAUCCAAGAACCUCUUAAUGCCACCCGGCAAGGAAAUAUAGAGGAGGACAGUAUCUCCUGAUUCAGGUAUGUACAUUCUGGUUCACCAAAUAAUAUCAUGUGAGGUCUCAAAUAAAAGCCGGAGUCACACUGGCUAUUUAUAUCAUCAUGAAAUAUAUGUACAGAUACUUUUGCAUAUAUACUGAAAAUAUAUUCUUACAGUCUGUAUCAAGGUGUCAGUCACCAGCAGAGGUAAAAAAAACCAGGUUUCUUGUCAGACAAGAGAUGUUAAUUCACCUGUCUCUCUAUUAGCUUACAAUGAUUAGUUUACAUACUAACACAGUGGAUGCCCUUUUACAUACAGAGUCAAAUGCUAACCAAGAGACGUGAAAUAAGCAGGAAAUAGCACAAAGGAAAAAACAAACCACAGCGGGUUAUCCUGUCUAAGAGUAAAGACAAUGAACUUUGGAGUUCUAUCUAAGGGGCAAACAGACACCACUUUAUCCUGUACUUAGGAAGUAAACUGACAUCACAUUUACACUGAUGAAAACAGGACCGUAGAAAACUCUGCAGAGGUGAGUCUUCGAGUGAGAUAAACUUCUUUGGACAGGAGGUUAACCUGUUAGUUAAGUUUAGUCUCUAGAAAGUGUAUUAUGAUUUUGAUUCAUAUAUAACCAUUUGUUUCCAGUAUUUUUACUUGCUGUCCCUUUCAUCUUCAAUCUUUGAUAAUAAAUGUAUUCUUGUUUUCACUGUAAACAUUUAUAAGAGCUGAGAUGUUAAGCAUAGUAUUGAUCCUGAGUCUAAUCUUACAAGCUGAUGAAAUUGAGUAAAGACAAGUGCAAAGUACUCAUUUAGGAAGGAAAAAUCUAAUGUGCAACUACAAAAUGAGUAACAAAUGGCCAGGGUCUGGGGAUUAUAGUGGAUCACAAACUGAAUAUGAGCCAACAAUAUGAUGCAAUUGCAAAAAAAGAUAAAUAUUCUGGGAUAUACUAACAGGUGUGUAUGACGUGUGUAAGACAUGGGAGAUAAUUGUUCUACUCUACUCACCUUGGCACUGGCCUGUGGCAUCUCAGCCGGAGUAUUUUGUUUAGUUUUGGACACCACACUUUAUGAAAGAUGUGGACAAAUUGGAGAGAGAGAUUAGAGGAGAGCAACAAAAAUAAAAGAUUUAGAAAACCUGACCUAUGAGGAGAGGUUGAAAGAACUGGUUAUAGUUAGUCUAGAGAAGAAAAGACUAUGGGGCGACAUAACAGAUUUCAAAUAUGUAAACAGUUGUUUUAAACAGAAUGGUUGUCGAUUGUUUUCCAUGUUCAGUGAGAGUAGGACACAAAGUAAUCAGCUAAGUUUGCAGCAAGAGAAAUUCAGGUUAGAUAUUAGGAAUAAUUUUUCUAAUUGUAAGUAUAGUUAAGUACAGGAAUAGGAUGCCAAGGGAGGUUGUAGAGUCCCUGUCGCUGGAAGUUUUUAGGAACAGGUUGGACAAACUCUUGUCAGGGAUGGUGUAAGUGUACUUGGUUCUGCUUCAGUUCUGAGGGGAAUGGACUCGAUAAUCUCUUGAGAACCCUUACAGCCCUACAUUUCUAUGACUUAUAGCUUGCAUUUUGCUUUGUAUUGUACAUUUUAUUUUGUUGAUUAUUUAAAAUUAAGUUAGUAUGGAACUGUUAAAAUUACAGAUUAUAAUAAACCAUAACUUUAAAUCAGAACUAUUGCAAAGUUUGGACAGUUAAUAUUUACAUCAUGGGUCUGAAACCACUCCAGCUGCUUAGAUUUCAUGUUGCAUCUAAAACUGGAAGGGUCUAUUUUUCCAGUUCAGAUUUCAGUCAGACCAAAAACUUGUGAUUUUCAAUCUUUAAGAUGGCUGAAAUCUCACAUCAUCAGUCGACUACCUAUACUUUCAGCUAAAAUCUUGUGAAAACAUCUUGAGAUGAGCAUGAUUUGCAUCAGACUCCAAAGAGUGAGCAUAACAUACAUUAGUAUGGAAGGGAUAUAAGAUGAUAGGAGCUACAUCAGUAAGAUCACACAGUUAAUGGAUGAACAUAAAGAAGAGUAUAAAUGCAAAAAAGUUGAACCAUUCCUGGACUGACCCCAAUAUAUUGGUAUUUGUACAAAGUAUUUAGAAACUUGUACUUGUCAACUUGCCAAACUGGUUUUUGCUGCACAUCUGAUAGGAUGAACAAACCAAAAAGAGGCUUUUUGUUGUAUUGGAACAAUAGCAACUGCUGCCUGGUUUAAAGUAAACUUAAGACUGCAUGCAUUUGCCUGACGAAAUGAAAGAAGUGGCAUUCUGGUCACCCAAAGAGGUGGCAAAUUGGCUGAUGGAGAAUGCUGUGCCAGAAUACUGUGAACCAUUGGAAUUUUACACUGGGCAGGAUUUGAUCAAUCUAACUAAGGAGGAUUUUAAGAAGCCACCUUUGUCACGUGUGUCUUCUGACAGUGGGCAGAGGUUGUUGUACAUGAUAGAAACUUUAAAAAUGGAGCACCACAUUGAGGCGCACAAAAAUGGGCAUGCCAAUGGGCACCUCAGCAUCAGUACAGAUGUCACCACGAGUGAAAAUGAUUUCAGCACUAAAAUCAAAAUGAAUGGGAUGCCAAAUGGAUAUAGGAAGGAGAUGAUAAAGAUCCCCAUGCCAGAGCCAGAGCGUUCCCAAUAUCCUAUGGAGUGGGGGAAGACUUUCCUGGCUUUUCUUUAUGCACUUUUCUGUUUCAUCUUUACAACAGUGACAAUCUCAGUCGUUCAUGAACGAGUGCUUCCCAAGGAGGUGCAGCCUCCCCUACCAGAUGCAUUUUUUGACCGUUUUAACCGUGUGCAAUGGGCCUUUUCUAUUUGUGAAAUUAAUGGCAUGAUCCUUGUAGGACUCUGGUUAAUUCAGUGGCUGCUCUUAAAAUACAAGUCUAUUAUUAGCAGAAGAUUUUUCUGUAUAGUUGGCACACUGUACCUAUAUCGGUGUAUUACGAUGUAUGUAACUACAUUGCCAGUACCCGGUAUGCAUUUCAACUGUUCUCCAAAGCUUUUUGGAGAUUGGGAGUCUCACCUGAGGAGGAUAAUGAAAUUGCUUGCUGGAGGGGGGUUAUCUAUCACAGGAUCCCACAACAUGUGUGGUGACUAUCUGUACAGCGGCCACACAGUCAUGUUAACACUUACGUAUUUAUUUAUCAAAGAGUAUUCACCUCGGCGACUUUGGUGGUAUCAUUGGAUUUGUUGGGCUCUUAGCAUAGUUGGGAUGUUCUGUAUUCUCUUGGCUCAUGACCACUACACUGUGGAUGUGGUGGUGGCUUACUACAUCACUACAAGACUUUUCUGGUGGUAUCACACAAUGGCCAAUCAGCAAGUGCUAAAAGAAGCUUCCCAAACUAACCUCCUUGCACGGGUGUGGUGGUACAGGCCCUUCCAGUACUUUGAAAAGAACGUUCAAGGAAUUGUACCUCGUUCUUACCACUGGCCCUUCUCCUGGCCAGUGCUGCAUCUCGGUAGGCAAGCUAAAUAUGGCAGAUUGGUGAAUGACACAUAACAGCUGUAAAAAGUGGGGGGAAAGGAACUGUCCAAAGUGCUCAGAACUCCAUGAGCGAAGAUGCCAUAAAAAAGUGAACUGCUCCCUAAUCUUUUAUCUUUUAACCAUUAGCUUCAGCUAACCUGUUCAGUUACCUGGAAAGCACUGUGAUCUUUUUUUUCCUCUCCAAAGGAUCUGCGUUGGACAACAAUAAAGAAAAUUUAACUUAUCAUGCACUGUAUACAUUUCUUGUUAAUAGAUUUGGGAUUUACAUUACCCAUCACCAUGUUCCUUUGUAUAUGAUGCAACAGCAUAAAUGAAAACUUUUAUAUCAUAGGUUCUGGUCUUUCCAGUCACAUCUGGGAAUAAAACAUAUUAUUUUCUUGGGAAAACAUACUUUUCAUAUCUCUUGCCCCAAAGAUUGGGCUGUAAGCCAUUUUCUAGCAAAUGUCUAUAUGAAGGUUUCUAAAUACCUGACUGGGGAAAAAUUAAAACUCUUUCUACCUGUUACACCAUUUCAAAUAAAAUGAUAAGACACAGAAAGGUUUAGUAACUUUUCAUUUUGUAAAAUCUGCAGUGACAGUGUCAAAAAGUGCAAAAAAUAAUAUUCUGUUGUAAAGUGAUUUUCUAAGUAUUUCCUAACUUUAUUUUUCAAAAUAUGUAUGAAAACUAAAUUUAAAAAGAUUUUUACAUGUCAGAGAAAAGAGAGUUAAAAUAAAAAAAAUGUUUCUUGGAAGAGAGAGAUUUGUCUGUUUCUAGUGCCUUUCUUGUCUUGAUUGUAUGGUCAGUAGGCAGUCUUAGAUGUUCUUAUUUAAAAUAAAAUAUUCCAUGAAAACAAUUAUAUGUACUGUAUACAUUAAUAAAUUUUACAUUUAUAACUAAAUUAAACUGGAAAUUUACUUAAAAUGUUGAAAUUGCUAUUAGUAGGGAAAAACCAAAUCAAAGGCUCAGAUCUUGUUCACACAUUGUGGGCAGGUCAUAGUAAAAUGUAAGAUUUAAAUUAUCUUAUAUAUAUUAUAUUAUGAUUUUAUUAUCUACUCAGUAGCUGGAUUUUAACUGUCAAGACAACAGCCAUGGAUUCCCUUUUUCAGGAGUUUUAUAGCUGAUCACUGACUUCAAAUUGAAUAGUUUCUCCAUCCUUUAAUGAAAAUGUUGUUGAAAAACAACAACAAAAAUCUAUUUCUUUAAAAUAUAUUUGUGCAGAAGCUGCAUGUACCUCUAAGUUUCACUCCUACCAUACAUACUGUAUGUUUGGGGAAGUAUUCUCUGAUAUCCUUGCCAAUGUGCAGAACAAAAUAGAUUUUUAAGAAUGAAGAAGAUAUCCGUUCUGUAUUUUAUGUGAAGCAGAGUUAUCUUCUAUAGGGUUUUUGUGUAUUCACAAGGUGAUAUUUGUAUUGUAAAACAAUAAUGGUGAAGGAAAAUAAAGAGACUUUUAAAAAAUGUA
This is a messenger RNA of Dermochelys coriacea (leatherback sea turtle), 5718 nucleotides long. RefSeq names its product sphingomyelin synthase 1 (gene SGMS1). The record is from RefSeq and is a predicted model, not a curated record. Gene Ontology annotation, cellular component: Golgi membrane; endoplasmic reticulum membrane. The coding region runs from base 3036 to 4295 and encodes 419 amino acids. Gene Ontology annotation, biological process: ceramide biosynthetic process; sphingomyelin biosynthetic process. The transcript has 12 exons. Lineage: Eukaryota; Metazoa; Chordata; Testudines; Dermochelyidae. Gene Ontology annotation, molecular function: ceramide cholinephosphotransferase activity; sphingomyelin synthase activity; protein binding.